AUGCUAGCUAAAACUGAUCGCGUAAGGGCCGAGAAGGUCUCCUACUUAUUCAGGAAGCCAGAGGUUUCAGAUAUAGUAAUCUUCAAGGCUCCUCCAAUUUUAGUGGAACAUGGUUACAGCUUGAAUGAUGUUUUCAUAAAGAGGAUAGUUGCAAGUGAAGGUGACUGGGUUGAAGUUCGUGAUGGGAAGCUCUUUGUGAAUGAAAAUGUGCAAGAAGAAGAGUUUGUCUUGGAGCCAAUGUCAUAUGGAAUGGAACCAAUGUCUGUUCCCAAAGGUUAUGUCUUUGUACUCGGAGACAAUCGCAACAAGAGCUUUGAUUCUCGUAACUGGGGUCCUCUCCCAAUAGAGAACAUUGUUGGAAGAUCGUUCCGGUAUUGGCCACCGAGCAAAGUAUCAGACACCAUAUACCAUCAUGACCAAGCUGUUGUGACAAAGGGACAGGUUACUGUUUCAUGAUAAAGAAUGAAACUUUUGUUUGUAUAUUUACAGUCUUGUAAACAUGUCUUGUUUAUUAUAAAAAAAACUACAGUAUUAUAUUAAAAUCUAAUUAGAGGACCCAUUAUUUGAGACAUUGUUAUAUGUUAAGGACAGAGCGGAAGAAAGUGUUAGAACCAAAAAAAAAAAAAAAAUCUCUGGGACAUUGUUAUAUGUUAGAAGAAAAUG
Brassica rapa (field mustard) is the source of this 663-nucleotide messenger RNA. Its product is annotated as thylakoidal processing peptidase 1, chloroplastic-like. Gene Ontology annotation, molecular function: serine-type endopeptidase activity. Gene Ontology annotation, cellular component: chloroplast thylakoid membrane. Gene Ontology annotation, biological process: thylakoid membrane organization. The record is from RefSeq and is a predicted model, not a curated record. NCBI's taxonomy places the organism in Eukaryota, Viridiplantae, Streptophyta, Magnoliopsida, Brassicales, Brassicaceae.